This is a messenger RNA of Macadamia integrifolia, 2181 nucleotides long. RefSeq names its product UDP-N-acetylglucosamine 1-carboxyvinyltransferase-like. Bases 646 to 2091 code for a protein of 481 amino acids. The record is from RefSeq and is a predicted model, not a curated record. Gene Ontology annotation, biological process: UDP-N-acetylgalactosamine biosynthetic process. Lineage: Eukaryota; Viridiplantae; Streptophyta; Magnoliopsida; Proteales; Proteaceae. The transcript has 6 exons. Gene Ontology annotation, molecular function: UDP-N-acetylglucosamine 1-carboxyvinyltransferase activity.
GAAGAAUCGAGUGGAAUCAGAAUUGGGAUCGACCGAUUUGGAUUCGAAUCUGUCGAUCCCGCCAUUCCAGUUCCAUUUAUAAAUCCAUGCUUAAACUUGCUCUUUCUCUAAUCUCUAGUUCUUUACCCGAUUCGUUAUGACAAAUUCCUCUUUUUACCAAAAAAAGAAAGAAAAUUUCUCCAUCCUCUUUGGGUCGUUAGGUAUUAGCUAUUACUUCGCUUCAAUACAAGAAGCAGGAUUACAACUAGCUGAGGAAUUAAAAUGGCGAAUAGCAGCUUUAGGGUUUGGUGGCUUUCCCCGAAAAUGAUCUCCGGCAGACAUUUGGCACAUCCGGUAAGGUGGAUUCACUCUUACUAGUAAGCAUUAUCGAAUAAUAUUUUCACAUUUCCAGCUUCUACUCAGGUUCAUAAUUAUCUUUCCUGUAAGAUUGUAAUCUGUUUGAAGUAUAACCCAGCUGGGAAACAGGUAGAAUCAGUAGAUUAAAUAAGGGAAAGUGAGAAUAUGAGAUCAGUCCCAGCUAGGAUAUUGUGGGUGUUCUGGUUUCUUUUGGGCUUUGAUUCAGAAGCAACAUGGGUUGGGAGGAAGUUCUAGGAAUUAGGGAAACAACUUUUUCUGAUACAAGUAUAACCCCUUCUCUGUAUCUUUAUGUGUGAAUCCAUGACUUUGUUCUUCAAUGCCCAAAGUCAUCAUUUUGAACCUAAUCUUCGAAAACCCUUUCUUUGUUCUGUUAAAAGGACACAUUUCUCCCAACUUUGCCAACCCUCAACUGAAAAUUUACCUCCAGAUCACGGACUUAUACUUGUUGGUGGAUCUAAACUCUCUGGUCAUGUUAACAUUAGUGGCUCCAAAAACUCGGCAUUGGCAAUCCUUGCAGGGACACUCUGUUGUUCCAAAACUUCAAAGCUUCAUAACAUACCGGACAUAUCCGAUACUAGAGAAAUGUUUUCAAUUCUGCAGUCAUUGGGUGUUCGAGUCGAGGCAUCUAAUGGGGAAGUGACCGUGGACACUGACGGAAUUCGCUCUGUUGAACCAUGCCCGGAAUCAGUCAGACAGACUCGGGGAGGAUUUUUUGUCGUUGGUCCUUUGCUUGCUCGGUUUGGUGAGGCAGUGGUGGCACUUCCCGGAGGAUGUGAUAUUGGUACUCGUCCUAUUGACCUAUACAUUCGAGGGCUUCAAGCACUCGGUGCAGUUGUUGAAUUGAGGGAUGGAAAAGUCUGUGCAUUUGCUGUGAAUGGCAAACGACUUGUUGGAGGGAAGUUCCAUCUUGAUUAUCCCAGUGUUGGGGCAACUGAAACUCUCAUGAUGGCAGCUUCCAUGGCUGAUGGAGUGACUACGCUUUGCAAUGUAGCCCAAGAGCCAGAGGUUGUUGACCUUGCUUGGUUUCUAAAUAAGAGUGGGGCCUGUGUGGAAGGAGAAGGAAGUGAUACGCUGGUUAUCAAGGGAAGGAAUCAAUUGCAUGGUCCUGAAUUCACCAUAAUACCAGACCGAAUUGAGGCAGGUACAUUUAUGGUUGCUGCAGCCAUUACACGUUCAUGUGUCUCGAUGUCACCUGUCAUACCUUUCCACUUAUCUUGUGUGAUAGAUAAGCUUUCAGCAGCUGGUUGCAAAAUCAUAGAAACCACACAAAACACCUUGGAGAUCUCUGCCUUGCCUGGGGAUAUUGCAAGAGAUAUUCGAGGUGUUCAUGUUAAAACAGGCCCAUUUCCUCAGUUUCCUACUGAUCUGCAACCUCAAAUAAUGGCACUGCUUAUGACACGUAAUGGAUCAAGUAUUGUUGAGGAAUCUGUUUUUGACAAGCGUAUGGGCCAUGUGAGAGAGCUACAGAAACUUGGAGGUAGAAUUCAAGUUUGUGGAAACACUGCAUUCAUAAAAGGGCAAGAUCACGGAAGUGCAUUGUAUGGUACUACUGUUUGUGCAACCAAUUUAAGAGGCGGGGCUGCACUUAUUUUAGCCGGAAUGGCAGCAGAAGGAAUUACAAAAAUUGAUGGUGUAGCUCACAUUGAUCGGGGUUAUCAGAAUCUAGAUAUGAAGCUUUGUUCCCUAGGAGCUAAUAUUAGAAGACUUAUCAGUCUCCCUGUUUGUCAAGCAUAACAGUUAUACAAAUUGGAUGAUUAUGUAGAAUGCAGAUUGAUCUUUGAAAAGAAAAACAAGAGAGAAGAAAAAGUAGUUCUUAUGUACCAA